UCCUUGUGCAUAAAUAGUAAAUACGAAGCAUAUACGCAAGAAGCUCAAGCUUGUUGUAUAUAACGAGAACCAUCAAUUCGUAGAGAUUUAUACUCCAAAUUAAAAGGCGCAUGCGAGUCUCUUGGGUCAUGGCUUCUUCUUCUUCUUCUUCUUCUUAUUCUCUCUCCUCAUUCAGCCCCAUAAGCUUCCCACUACUUUCUUCCUCCCAUUUUCUCUCAACAAUGUUUGCUUUUGCUGGUGCGCAACUCUGUCACCCCAAACUCAUUUCCAGGUUCAUCAUCUCUUAAUUCUCUUCCCUUUCAAUUUUCUGCUUAAUUUCAUCAACAUGGUUCUUCAAUUUUCUCCUGCUAUUUCUUUGCAUGCCGAUCUGUCGUUUUCAUAUUGUUCCUCGAACUCAUGAAGGAUUUUUCUUUUGUUUUAGUAGUACACUAACGAAGUUCAAGCAUCUCAUAUAAAAACACUGCAAAGAAAAACACAUUUGGACAGUUUUGGGACUAGAAAACCAGAAACUGCAAUCCCUGUCUGAAGUUUCAACUACCAAGGAAAAAAAGAGAGAGAGAGAUGGGUUUCUGGACAUUGUUGGAGGUGGCUUGUAUGCCAACUUUCCAAGUUCUCAUAAUCAGUUUACUGGGUGCUUUCAUGGCAACUGAGUAUUGGAAUCUUCUCCCUGCAGACGCCCGGCGGUCCAUGAACAAGGUUGUGUUUGUGGUUUUCACCCCCUCACUGGUGUUUGCAAGUGUGGCCAAGACUAUUACAUUUGAAGACAUUAUUUCAAUGUGGUUUAUGAUCGUAAACGUGGGGCUUACAUUUUUAUUUGGAGGGAUUCUUGGAUGGAUUUUGGUAAAGAUUGUCAGACCGAAACCUUAUCAGGAAGGCCUGGUAAUGGCUGCAUGUUCAUCAGCAAACUUGGGAAACCUUCCCCUUAUACUUAUCCCUGCAAUCUGUGAAGAGGAUGGGAACCCAUUUGGCGAUCAUAGUGUUUGUAAAAGGGUUGGACUCUCAUAUGUGUCUUUUUCCAUGGCGCUUGGGGGUUUCUUCAUCUGGACUUACAGUUACCAGCUGAUACGAACUUCAGCGAUGAAAUGGAAAGCGCUUCAAGCAAUUGAGGCAGCUGAGGAGGCCUCAAAGAAUCCCAACAGUGAUUUAGACGCUGAGGGGGAAACUCCCCUUCUCAAGGGAGAAGAUGAAGAGCAGGGUUCUAUAGUAGUUUCAUCAAAUGGUUCUAGAAACCAAGAAGCUAUAGUAGCCGAUGAAUCAGACGUACCAUUCAGCCGGAAAGUAGUAGCAUUUGUUAAGCAGAUUUUACAUGAGUUACUGGCACCACCAACAGUAGCUGCGAUUGUGGGAUUUUUUAUUGGGUCAAUUCCAUUUCUGAAGAAGCUAAUAAUUGGUGACAGCGCCCCCCUGCGGGUGAUCGAAGACUCUAUUACACAACUUGGGAAUGGAACCAUCCCUUGUAUCACACUUAUUCUUGGAGGCAACCUCAUCCAAGGUUUACGCAAAUCGACGAUCAAAAUUCCUAUCAUCAUUGGAGUGAUCAUUGUUAGAUACGUAGUAAUGCCCGUGAUUGGUAUCGGGAUUGUAAUAGGAGCAAGCAAGGUUGGGUUUCUCCCAUCAGACCCUCUGUUCCAUUUUGUGCUGAUGGUUCAGUUUACCCUGCCACCUGCCAUGAAUAUUGGAACCAUGACCCAGCUGUUUGAUGUGGCUGAGGCAGAGUGCUCAGUGAUCUUCCUGUGGACAUACUUGGUUGCAGCCUUGGCACUUACUAUUUGGUCAACAGUCUAUAUGUGGCUCUUGUCUUGAACUGCCUUCAGCUGAGGAUGGCUAGCAUCCCUAAAUGGUGCAUUUUAUAGUGAGAGGCUUACACUUCAGAGGGAAGAAGGAUCUACAUUCCUGCAUUUGGGUGUUCUUUUGUCCUCCAUUUUUCGAUUCGAUUGGUUGUUUCAACUAGAAGAAAAAAAUUAAUUAGAGUAUGAUUUGGGCGUGUAUGUAGAUGCCAUAGUUUCGUUUACUUAUUGUGUAGUAGGAAAAAUAUAUAUAAAGAGAAGGGGGUGAUUGUGUGUUA
This is a messenger RNA of Prunus mume (Japanese apricot), 2065 nucleotides long. The record is from RefSeq and is a predicted model, not a curated record. NCBI's taxonomy places the organism in Eukaryota, Viridiplantae, Streptophyta, Magnoliopsida, Rosales, Rosaceae.